Messenger RNA from Ostrea edulis (European flat oyster), 2042 nucleotides. RefSeq names its product ubiquitin-conjugating enzyme E2 C-like. Lineage: Eukaryota; Metazoa; Mollusca; Bivalvia; Ostreida; Ostreidae. The record is from RefSeq and is a predicted model, not a curated record. The coding region runs from base 97 to 639 and encodes 180 amino acids. The transcript has 5 exons.
AGCCAACAAGUCCAUUCAUUGGCUAUUGGAUUUUUACACGAUUUUCAAACCGAAGACAAGUCAAGACAGCUCCAGCAGUUUGUAAAUAAACCCGACAUGGCUACACAGAAUACUAACCCUUCAGCAUCAACGACAACAAGAAGCAAAGACGUGUCUAGAUCUUCAGGACAAGCGCGAGACAACCACUCAGUUAGCAAACGACUGCAACAGGAGCUGAUGACACUGUUGACUAAAGGAGACCCAGGUGUGUCAGCAUUUCCUGAUGGAGACAACUUAUUUAAAUGGAUUGCUACACUAACAGGACCUAAUGGAACAGUUUAUGAAGGACUGAAAUAUAAGUUAACCUUGGAGUUUCCCAGUGGAUAUCCUUACCAGGCUCCAACAGUGAAAUUUGAUACCCCCUGCUAUCACCCCAAUGUUGACCAGAGUGGGAAUAUCUGUCUUGAUAUCCUCAAAGAGAAGUGGUCAGCUUUGUACGAUGUUAGAACAAUACUCCUGUCCAUUCAAAGCCUGCUUGGAGAACCUAACAAUGACAGCCCCCUGAAUGCUGAUGCUGCUGCCCUGUGGACUAACCAAGAAACCUACAAAUCUGUUCUCCUGGAGAAGUAUGAAAAAGAUGUUCGUAGUAAACAGUCGUAGCAGAAAUCGACCCGCCAAACCUGUCAGUGCAAUACCCAUGUCUGGGAGUCAAAGACAUUCCCAUGUUCUGUGAAACUUUGAUGAUGCUUAUGUUUUGGUUUAUUACUAUAUGACGACCAGAGUUUAACAAUUUAAGAAAUUCUGUGAAGAUAACUUUUUGUCAGUGUAAACUAUUCCUGUUUGAAAGCUAGAAUUUUUUUUUUUAUCUUUCUAUGAAAGUUUCACUGAAAUUUUCAAUAUGGAACAUGAUUGACCUGGUAAUUUUCAUACUAUACUUGGUCUUGUAUUGAAAUAUAGGACACAUAUUUAUAUGCCAUGUAAACAUGCUAGUUAAUUAAUGAACUAUCAUAAUUACUAGGUACUUUUUCAUAGAUUAAUAAUCUAUAUUACAGAACAAAUCUCCAUACAUAGAACUACUGUUUAUGUACUUGUAUCAUUAGGAUUCACAUUCUUUGACAGAAAAGAAAGAUUUAUGGUUGUGUUUAAAAUAUGAAGGGAACAAGCACUACAUCAUAUUAAAGUAUACAAGAAGGUGUAUCGGCCCAACUGCACAAAAUCUUAAAUAAAGUAAAAUUAGUAUAUAUACAGUAUUUUGUACCACCAAUGUGCAAUUUUAUGCUCGAGAGAUCAAAGAUUUGUGUCUGUUUCCAAAUUUAACUAUUAAGGUCAUGACUGUUGCACAUAAAAUAGAAGGUUCACAAUAAGUAGAGUGAGAGGCAAAGGUCUUGUUUUUGAGUGGUUUUUACAUGAUUUUUAAGGAAUAUUUUUCUAUGCACCAAAAGAAAGUGAGUUGUUAACCAACACUGACAGUAAUUAUAUUCGUGUCACAUGUGCAUAUUUUGUUGAUGUGUGUGAAAGAUGUGCAAAUGUAUUUACUUCUUAUUUAUCAUGCAGUCUACAGUUCUCAUUGCCCUCCAUUCUUUACCAUUCUCAUUUCUUCCAACUGUAAAUUUUAAAAUUUGACUGCUGGAAAACAGGAGUUAAGUCCCUGUCACCAAAAGCAAGCUUCAUCUAAUGGUACAAAUCAUUACUUAGUUCAGGGACAAUAACUCUGGAACCUGUAUAUGUUUGUAGAUGUGUCUAUAUGGAAAUGUUUGAAUGUUGUGUAUUUAUAUCUGUUUCUAGAAAUAUCUCUCUAUCCCUCCUUUUUCUCCUCAAUUAAAAUUUGAUUUGUACUGGUACAUAAAGUAUGUCUGCUGCAAGAAAAAUUAAGUGGCAGUCACCAGCGAACCAGUGUAAAACUAGCCAUGCUCCCCGCUUACAUGAAUGCAUCCAGGUUUCAAAUUUUGUGCUGUAGAUAGCAUACAAUGUAGGGGAGUACUGACCUUUCAGUGGAAAAAUUAUACAUAAUGUUGUGUUAAACAAUACAUGUAUGAUAAAUAAAAUGAAACUUAUAUACAGUA